Messenger RNA from Papaver somniferum (opium poppy), 747 nucleotides. RefSeq lists its product as uncharacterized. The transcript has a single exon. NCBI's taxonomy places the organism in Eukaryota, Viridiplantae, Streptophyta, Magnoliopsida, Ranunculales, Papaveraceae. The record is from RefSeq and is a predicted model, not a curated record. Bases 1 to 747 code for a protein of 248 amino acids.
AUGAACGACAGGGCUACAAACGGAAAACUGUGUUUAAAAGAGUUCCCCAAGUCACUUACUGGCACCGCGUUCACUUGGUAUGAUAAUCUAAAGGAAGAAAGCGUGGAUUCUUGGCAGACUUUAUCCACACUCUUCCUUAGAAAGUUUUACUCAGCCAAAAGGAAGAUAACGGAGAUAGACCUGAGCAAGAACGAGCAGCGAAUAGGCGAAGAAGUAGGGAAGUACAUCUUACGGUUCCUACGCCUGGCAUUGGAUUGUCAUGAAGACAUCGACGAGGAAGCGCUUGUCGAGAUCUGCGUACGCGGAAUGGUCUCAGCUUUCAAGAGGAGUUUAUUUAAUUUCAGGUUCCAAACCUUUGUCGAGCUAAAAGAAGAAGCCGAGAGGAUCGCUGACUGCAUAGAAGAGAUGCCGACAGAUGUUGUUUGGCGCACCACAGUUAACGUUAGCGCUGCAACGGGAACCUCACGCAAUGUGAGACCUAAUGUUAAUGAGGGUGGGAACCAAUACCACGUGGAUGGAAGAAAUCAAGGGAGGAACGAAAGGAGGAAGCGCGAGUACAAAACACCACCACCUCUCCCUUGCAGUAAAGAACGCGCGAUCAAGCUUCUGAAUCAAUGGGUCGCUGACAGGGCAUUUCAGCUACCCCCAACCACAGUAGAUAUCAACAAAAUGGACAAAAUUUCGGCCAAAUACUGCUGCUACCACCGAAGAAUGGGACAUCCAACAGAAGAGUGUUUCGCCAUUUGA